Prosopis cineraria is the source of this 861-nucleotide messenger RNA. RefSeq lists its product as uncharacterized. Lineage: Eukaryota; Viridiplantae; Streptophyta; Magnoliopsida; Fabales; Fabaceae. The transcript is spliced from 7 exons. The record is from RefSeq and is a predicted model, not a curated record. The coding region runs from base 1 to 861 and encodes 286 amino acids.
AUGAUUGAGGCACUGCUUAGGGCUAAUGAUUCUGGGAAGUCGCCCUUUGAGCAUAUAAGUCCCAGCAAGAUAGAUAGUUGCACUGUGGCCCAGCCAUUUGGUCAAGUUCCUGAGGGCGAGCAUGAUUGCUUUUUUGUGGUAAAUAGCCCUAAUAGACACAAAGUGGCAAGAAGCCGUGUGUUUAAUAUCCUUAAGAAAAAUACCAAACACAAUGUGCUGAUACCUGCAGACUAUUUGCGAGGGUUGAUUCUUGAACCCAUUGAUGCCAACUACCCGUUGCCGAUUCCAACUUUAGAUGCGUUUACUAUUGGAGAAGCAAGUGGCAACUUUAUUGCAUGGCCCAGGGUUUGCUUCUAUGUACAAGAUAAAGCACAAAAUCGACAGGUUGAGACAGCCGUACCAAACCAAUUGUCAAAAACCUACCAGAGCGCACUUGAGGCAUAUGCAAAGUUGUUUGCUGAUUCUACAAUGCUUAUCAGCUUUGACCAAAGCAUGAGCCACUGGAUGCUAAUCGGCAUUAUGCCGGCUGCUGUUAAAAUUGCAAAGUUUUACUACUUGGAUUCUACUAGUGAGCAGCCAGAUAUGAUGGAAUUAGUUAAUUUGGCCGUGGUGCUUUAUCGCACUGAAAAGAACUUACAUGUACCAUUAAGGUACAAGUCAUAUGAUCUAGCCUAUCCUAAUUGGAAGAUAAUAAAAUGCCUACGACAAAUAGCAUAUAGCGAGGACUGUGGAUAUUGUGUCAUGAGAUUUCUUAAAGACAUCAUCACUCAUGAGAUGACUUUAAUCCCUUCUGCGUAUUAUCCCGAUUUAUAUUGUAAAGAAUUCAGGGAUCGUCAUAUUAACGAAGUUAUUGAGGAAUAG